UUUUAAACUUUUGCAACCAUUAAAUCCCAACUUAUAAAAAUUCUUAACUAUUUUAAGAUAUUUUUAUAUUUUAGUUCCUUCAAAAUAACAUUUUAAAAUAAUUAAAUAGUAAUAAUCAAUAGAUCCUUACAUCUAACAUUUCUUGGUUGUCAUAUUAAUCUGUCAUACGAAAAACAUCGAUUAUUGAAAAGGUCACCUUGAGAUGUCAUCUUGUGUCACCUUGUAAAGUCUACUCAAACCGCUUAGAUUUUUCAUAAAAUUCCCAAAAUUCAGAGUGUACUUUCGAUCAUCUCCAGUUAUUUAAUUAUUAUAAAUUGGAAUAUCCAGCCACACUUCGUUUAUAGAGGAAAAAAAUUGGACUUUGUAAAAUACCAUAUCUAAACUGAGGUGACAAUAUUAAGGAAUCACAAUGCCAGGUGACGAUUCUUCUACUCAACGCUUUAUCGAGCGUGGCUCACAUAAAGGUAAAGGCAUUGCUGUCUUCACAAGUGGUGGCGAUUCUCAAGGUAUGAAUGCGGCCGUACGUGCAGUGGUGCGCAUGGGAAUUUAUCUCGGAUGCAAGGUCUAUUUUAUUCGAGAAGGUUAUCAAGGAAUGGUAGAUGGGGGUGAAAACAUCGCAGAGGCUAACUGGGCUUCAGUUUCCAGUAUCAUUCAUCGAGGAGGAACUGUUAUUGGCUCUGCUCGUUGCUCUGAUUUUCGCGAAAAAGCAGGUCGUUUGAAAGCUGCACAAAAUCUCAUUGAAAAAGGAAUCACGAAUUUGGUUGUAAUUGGUGGCGAUGGUUCCUUAACAGGUGCUAAUCUUUUCCGACACGAAUGGUCGGACUUACUUGAUGAACUUCUUAAAACACAAAGAAUCACCCCUGAACAAAGAAAGAAAAAUGCUUAUUUGCAUAUUGUCGGCAUGGUCGGCUCCAUUGACAAUGAUUUUUGCGGUACCGACAUGACAAUUGGUACUGAUUCUGCUCUACAUAGGAUAAUUGAGGCUAUUGAUGCCAUCGUAAGUACGGCAUAUUCUCAUCAGAGAACAUUCAUUAUGGAGGUAAUGGGACGCCAUUGCGGCUAUUUGGCCCUAGUAGCUGGACUUUCAUGUGAGGCUGAUUACAUUUUUAUUCCCGAAGCUCCACCAAAGGCCGACUGGCCGAUAAGGCUGUGUCAGCAAUUGAGUCAGGAAAGAAAUGCUGGGCAACGCUUGAAUAUUAUAAUCGUUGCCGAAGGUGCAAUUGAUCGUGAAGGCAAACCCAUUACAGCUGAGGAUGUAAAGAAAGUUGUUGUUGAUAAACUGCAACAGGACACCCGUAUUACUGUUCUUGGACACGUACAACGUGGAGGAAACCCAAGUGCUUUCGAUCGUGUUUUAGGUUGCCGUAUGGGUGCUGAAGCUGUAAUGGCUCUAAUGGAAGCAACUGAAGAUAGUGUACCAUGUGUUGUUUCCUUGGACGGCAACCAGGCAGUUCGUGUUCCAUUAAUGGAGUGUGUUGAACGCACCAAAGCUGUUGCAAAAGCUAUGGAAGACAAGAAUUGGGAAUUAGCUGUUAAACUACGAGGACGUUCAUUUGAAAGAAACUUGGAAACCUACAAGAUGUUGACCCGUUUGAAGCCACCAAAAGAAUCUUUCGAUGCAUCCGGCAAAGGCAUUGAAGGGUACACAUUGGCGGUGAUGCAUAUUGGUGCACCUGCUUGUGGAAUGAACGCUGCCGUUCGCUCAUUUGUACGCAAUUGCAUUUACCGUGGAGAUACUGUUCUAGGUAUUCAUGAUGGAAUUGAAGGUCUAAUUGCAGGAAAUAUCAAAGAAAUGGGAUGGUCCUCUGUCACUGGUUGGGUUGGUCAGGGUGGUGCAUUCUUAGGUACAAAGCGUACUCUACCAGAGGGAAAGUUUAAGGAGAUCGCAGCACGCCUCAAAGAAUUUAAAAUUCAAGCACUUCUUAUUAUUGGUGGAUUUGAAGCCUAUCAUGCGUGUGGUCAAAUUUCUGACCAACGUCCCAAUUUCCCGGAAUUCUGUAUCCCUUUGGUUGUGAUUCCUUCCACUAUCUCGAAUAAUGUACCUGGUACAGAAUUCUCAUUGGGCUGUGAUACUGGUCUGAAUGAGAUCACUGAAAUUUGUGACCGGAUACGUCAGUCUGCUCAGGGUACAAAACGCCGUGUGUUUGUCAUUGAAACAAUGGGAGGCUACUGUGGUUACUUAGCUACAGUUGCUGGAUUAGCUGGUGGUGCCGAUGCUGCCUACAUUUUCGAAGAAAAGUUUUCUAUCAAAGACUUGCAGCAAGAUGUUUACCACAUGGCAUCAAAAAUGGCUGAAGGGGUCCAAAGAGGUCUUAUUUUGAGAAACGAAAAGGCUUCGGAUAACUAUAAUACUGACUUCAUCCACCGUUUAUAUACUGAGGAAGGCAAAGGUCUUUUCUCUUGCCGUAUGAAUAUUUUAGGUCACAUGCAACAAGGUGGCUCCCCAACACCAUUUGACCGAAACAUGGGCACAAAAAUGGCAGCUAAAUGUGUUGACUGGUUUAUAGAUCAGUUCAAAAAGAAUACACUUCCAGAUGGAACUAUCAAAUGUGAAGGCAACGACUCAGCAUGUCUGUUAGGAAUCGUUCGUCGUCAAUACAAAUUCACACCAUUGGCCGAUUUGAUCACUGAAACUAAUUUCGAGCAACGUAUACCUAAAAAACAAUGGUGGUUGAAACUGCGUCCACUUUUGAGAAUCCUUGCCAAACACGAUUCUGCAUACGAAGAAGAGGGUAUGUAUAUAACAGUUGAAGAAGAACUAGCUAGUGAUGCUGCUGUAGUUUAAUGUAGUCUGUGGACUCCAAUAUAAUUUAUUUUCUUUUUACUAAGUAUUUUAUGUAAGACCCCAAAAGUCUCACUCACUCAUCAAAAUUAUAUAAAAAACUGUCAUAGAAGACAUUAAUAAAAAAAAACAUUAUAAUUAUUUGUAAAGAAAAUAAAGUAUUCAGUAUAUAACGCACAUAAAUAUUAUGAAGUAAAAAUAGUUGUUGUUCAUUAUAAAAAUAACCGAAAACAAAAAAACUCCAAGUUGUGUAAUUAAAUUAAAAUUUAACAUUAAAUAAAUGUUUAACAGAGUAUCUCAGGUUUAGAAAUAUGACCACCAGAGUAUACCCAUCCACCGUAUGCUUGAAAAAUACAUUGCUUAAUUGACUUCAACAUUUUACCUUUUAUUUACCUAAAACAUUUCUUAUUUUUAUUUCGAUCCUUUUCUCUUAUUAUUAAAAAAGAUCAAAAAGGACUAUGUAGCUCAAAGUUUUCUAUUUUUUAACGUGCAGAUAUUGAUCAUGAAUUUUUAAAUUUGAUAAAAAAAAUCCCAUAUUUUUUUUUCUAAAAGAAAGUGAAUAGAGUUAUUUUGUAAAUGUUGAAUGCGUUCAAUUGUUAUGAAAGAAUAAAUUGUAUUAUCAAGUAAAAUA
This is a messenger RNA of Episyrphus balteatus (marmalade hoverfly), 3413 nucleotides long. RefSeq names its product ATP-dependent 6-phosphofructokinase (gene Pfk). Gene Ontology annotation, biological process: canonical glycolysis; fructose 6-phosphate metabolic process; fructose 1,6-bisphosphate metabolic process. Gene Ontology annotation, cellular component: 6-phosphofructokinase complex; cytoplasm. The coding region runs from base 410 to 2785 and encodes 791 amino acids. Gene Ontology annotation, molecular function: monosaccharide binding; AMP binding; 6-phosphofructokinase activity. The record is from RefSeq and is a predicted model, not a curated record. The transcript has 11 exons. Lineage: Eukaryota; Metazoa; Arthropoda; Insecta; Diptera; Syrphidae.